This is a messenger RNA of Truncatella angustata, 2386 nucleotides long. RefSeq lists its product as uncharacterized. NCBI's taxonomy places the organism in Eukaryota, Fungi, Ascomycota, Sordariomycetes, Amphisphaeriales, Sporocadaceae. The record is from RefSeq and is a predicted model, not a curated record. The transcript is spliced from 4 exons. Bases 225 to 1934 code for a protein of 569 amino acids.
GCUGCGGAGAGCUUGAGUCCCCCCCCAGGUCUUCGUCUCUCAAUAGCUCAGUAACUCAACACAUAAUAAUGCUCAUAUGCUCAUGUGCUCAGUACUGCACCAAGACAAUCGCAAGCUACUCGUCUAGACAACCUUCUCUGGCUACAACAUCACGGCUCAGUGCGUGAUGUCCCUUUGCCAGGCAAUAAGACGGCUUUGAACUUGAGAAUUGAUGCCACCGAACGAUGCUGCACUACCCUCAAUUUACUUUCCAGUCUCACUACGUUCCUGAGCAAACUCCCGUCCACCUCCAACAUAAACUCUGCCUUUCCCCACCGCCGGUACAAUAUUCGUGGAACACUACCACGAAUAGUAUUGUUCACAAGUGGUGGACCAAAGCUUGUGAGUUGCGACGUAAGCGAGGUGUGGUCAGAUAUCCGACCCCGACCAAAGCCCCAGCGAGAUCAACAUCUCGGUGUGCAUCAGUCCACGCCACGAGCGCGGGUGCUUUCGAGACAGAGAGCCACGCGAUCGAAAAGCGUUCUGGGACUGGUGCAUCCACCUGUUUGCUAUCUGUGCUAUGCCAAACUCCUAGCACAUCAAAAGUCGACAUUGAAUUGGCGCUUAAGCUCACUCACUUUGACGGCUUCGACCGAAGACAGCUCUCAGAUCUUGAGCAAAAUCUGCGGUUGCUAGUCGAAUCCAUGGCAACCAAAAAGUUGGCCAGCGCUGCCAGCAAAUCCCGCAAACAUCAGUCCGACAAGGACAGCGAAGCCAGCCAAACUCCGGAGCAAUACAUUGCUGCCAGGAAGAAAGAAGCGGUCGAGGCUGUAAUGAGUGUUUUCAACAAGUGGCUGGAUAAAAGACUCUCGGUAAUAUCUUACGCAUACGAAUGUGCUGAUGGCUCUGGCAAUCCCCGUGGCGGAAGUGGCGAUUGGACGUCAGACGAAGGCAGAUCUGGUAGCGGCUCUAGCCGUGGCCGUCCAAAACGCCACUUCAACGACGAUGACGACCAAAGUGGUUCAUCCGCUGGUGGGGACGGCGGUGGUGAUGGCGGAGACAGAAACGGCAACAAACGUGCUAGGAAGACUGCUGAGGAGAAGCUCCUAUUUGCUUGCCCUUUUUUCCAGCAGGAUCCAACCCAGCACUGUACCCAGAGGUCUUGCACAGGGCCAGGCUGGCCUUCAAUACAUCGACUCAAGGAGCAUCUGACUCGAAGACAUCUCCUUCCCAAGCACACAUGUCCGCGCUGCCGUGAGCCAAUGGCUGAUGCACUGGCACUCGAGGGCCACCUGCGAUCAGACGUACCGUGCGUCAAACGCGAUGUGGUUCGGAUGUUGGGCAUUGAUGAAGCCCAAGAAAAGAAACUCAAGGAGCGCAAGAAAACCUCGGGCUCCUUGACGGAAGAACAUAAAUGGAAGGACAUAUAUAUGAUCUUGUUCCCGAGAUCCAACAAGAAUGCUCUUCCCAGCCCCUACUACGACAGUAGGCAUCCCGUCACAAUCGCCAAGUCGGCUGCGCAGUGGAAGAAGUUCAAGAAGCACAUCCAUGACGAACUUCCCCAAGCUGUCCAGAAGCGGGUCGAGCAGCGUUUCGAUGGGGUCAAGGUCGAGCUGCUCCACGGCCUAUCCGACAUAAUCCAGGACGAGAUCUUUCAGAUUUUCAAAGGCUUCCCGCAGGGGGGAGCGUCCACGCCGAUAUCGCCAGGUCCAGACUCGCGAUCUACGACCCCAAAGCUCACCAAUGUCGCUCUGCCAGGCGACGAGUCGAGAGCGACGAGCAUUGACGACUUUCUUAUGGAUCCUUGCGCUCCGGACAGCCUCUUCUUCGGUGGUCUGAACGACCUAAACUUCAACUUGCAAUUUGAUCCUAGCACUGAGUGUCUGUCGGAUUCGGGAUAUGCUUCGAACGGUACGAACACAGCACUAGGUCGCGGCGGGUAUACUUGGCCCUGACCUUCCCCUUGGUGAAGUUUCCUUUUCUUGGCGGCUUCCAUAUUUCUGUUGCCCUUCCAAAUAAUUCCGGGUGUGUACUGUAUUAAUGGUUUCGGGUUUUGUGCGCCUGGGUCUGUUUCUUUUCUCUUUGACUCUGCAACACUGUCACUGUGAGCCUUGUAAGGAUAGGUGGGAGAGUUUUGCCGGACAAGAGUACUACCAAUGGGUGAGCACUUCUGAUUUCACACAUGGCAUUGCCAUUAGGAAAAUGGCUUGGGGGGGGGGGUCGUACCAUCAAGCACACGGGCACUACUGUAGGGUCACUUGGUUCUUCAAGGACCGUUUGCACGCAAAAGUAUACGUAUGCAUGUAUUCCUUGGUCAAACCUAUUCUUUCUAGUUAUGAUCAUACAUAUGCCUAAGGCAUGGGAAUAUGAACAAAGGGUAUAUCAGAAUCCCAAAAAAAAAAAAAAA